This is a messenger RNA of Mobula hypostoma (lesser devil ray), 3031 nucleotides long. RefSeq lists its product as uncharacterized. The record is from RefSeq and is a predicted model, not a curated record. Gene Ontology annotation, biological process: negative regulation of immune response; positive regulation of T cell apoptotic process. The coding region runs from base 75 to 866 and encodes 263 amino acids. NCBI's taxonomy places the organism in Eukaryota, Metazoa, Chordata, Chondrichthyes, Myliobatiformes, Myliobatidae. The transcript is spliced from 5 exons. Gene Ontology annotation, cellular component: membrane; external side of plasma membrane.
UUGCAAGGUUCCUCAGCACUGAGUGCAGUGUUCAGACAGCUCCACUCAUCCAUGGGCCCGGCCUCCCUGAAGUAAUGAAAGUGAUGGCUAUACUACUGUUUGCUCAGCAAAUCUUUCUAGCACUCUUUGUGACCUUGAGGCAAAAUGUUCUGGGUAAACCCUAUAUUCUGUCACAGUACCCAAAGAACAUUGAGAAGAACCCAGGGGAAUCAGCUACUAUCUUCUGUCAACUUUCCAAUGAAACAAUCACUGAAGAUACGAGUCUGGUAUGGUACAAGUACACACGUAAGGACAAAUGCAAACUUGGAGAAAUCAAUCUGAAGACAAAAAACAUUACAGCAAUUGACCAAUUUCAGUUGAUGUGGGACCAUGGCAACUACACAGCAAUAAUGUCAGUACGGCAUCUGAAGCUGAAUGACUCCGGAUCAUAUGGUUGUGAGCUAUUUAACGUCGCUGACAAUGUUGAAAUCAGGAAAGCCGGUGCAACAAACAUCACAGUUGUCUUUACUGGACAGACAAUCUCUCCAGAACCAAGGAACAACACGAACAGCACAAGUAUUGUGACAGAUUCCACAAGCGUGGAAACCAAUAUUCACAUAAUACUUGCAGCAGUAAUAGCUACUUUUGUCAUCAUCUGCCUAUUAAUUUUUAUUUUAAUCAGAUACCGACCAAAGAAACAAGAUCCAGAUACCAGUCCCCCUACAGUGGAAGCCAAUUGUCAGAAACCAAAUGAUCAAAUUUCCACUGUGUUCUCCGUCGACUACGCUGUACUCCAGGUCCCUGAGAAAAAUAUUCGUCAGAACCUAACAACAUCUGUUGCUUCCGAUGAUUCAUACUACGCUACAAUUAUAUUUGCUCCUCAAUAGCAAACUGCAGGUGUGCAGAAAAUUACCAGUCAUUACAGAGAGAAUUCUGUGUAUGGUUUAGUGACUCCCGACGAUUUAGCUUUGUGAGAUCUCAGACAUUACAUAAUAUAAUCACACGACCUUCUCUUACACUCUUUUUUUACUCAAAUAUCUCAUUUUAAGCAAAGAAUGGGAUUUUGACCACAAAGGGGAGUAUAUACCUAGCCCGUACAUUCCUAAAUAAAAACAGUCAAUGCUGGAAACAGUAUCUUUGGAACAAGAAACAGAUUAAACAUUUAAUGAUGAAGACCCUUCAUCAUACAGUUAUUUUGUGGUGAGAAGAAUCAACUAAUCCUGGAGAGAAGAUGGAGUGUUUAAAAGCUGCAGCAAGGACGUGUAGAUUCCUUCAAUGGCAACUUCAAGAUGAUUAUCGUUGAAGCUUCAUUCAUUCAUUCACAGACAGGUGGAACAUACAGUUGCUGCCUCCAGCUUUCCUUAUCCCCGGACCCUAAACAUUAACUCAUGAUCUCAUAGAUAGGGUGCUGGAUUUUAUUUUUAUAGUUAAAAUCCUGAUUGAUAACACUGCACAUAUUUGUAGUGCCUCUAUAAUAUAAUGGCACUUUCAUAUAACAGUGUCAAAUAUUUUAAAUAUUCUUCACUUAACCUGAGACACGCAGAAUAUAUUAGAUUGUAAUAGAUACCAGUUACUGUACACACCCAAGCACAUUCAGAUGAUUUACAUAAAAAUACUGGAAAUGUACCUGCACUUUGAAAGCUGUAAAAUAGCAUUCUGAAAUUCAACAUUGAUAUUACAGGUGCCCACACAUUUAAAGAGUGUAUCUGUGCUUUGAAAACUUACUGAUUUAAUCAAGUCAAUUAAUGCAGUUUAUGUUAGCCUGUUUUAGAGUGUAUGUUUUGUAAGGAACCAGGUGUCUGAGUUCUAACAUUAUGCUUGAUAAGCUAUCGCUCUCCUGAAAAGGUCUUCAUUUUAUAAAGCAAACAGAAUCAUGUUUACAUUUUACCUUGCGCAUCAAGGAGGAAGUCCAUGUUGCACCAUAAUUAAAAGUAACAAAUUACAAAGUUACACAGUGAUGUAUUAUAAAUAAUGAAAGGACUAACCAGCAAGAAAGGCUUCAUAAAUUAGGAAAUUCCUCAGACUCACCCAUACCUUUCCCAAACUUGUGAAGGAAAUACUAUUUACACAAAAUUAUGCAGCCUUUUGGGACACAUUCCAAGUAAUUCCUUGUGUAAUAGAUGUUGUGCACAAACUGUGGGGAAGACUUGAUGAAGGCUGGGUGUGUCUUAUACAGCAAAGGCCUAUGACUGUUAGCCAGUUUUCAAGGGAAGUCCUCAGCAAGAAACUUCACCCACCACUGAGGCACACUAUAAGUUCAUGCACACUCAGUGCUUGGACUGACAACUAUCUGAAUAAUGGUUAAAAGUUAGGCAUUGCCCUCACUUUUACAAACUGUCUUCUUCGAACUAAGGUUUUGUAUAGAGCGCUCAUAGAGUCAUUGUAAAUGUUAGAAACUAUGUGACUUUAUAUCUGCACUUUUGCUAUUCUAAUGUUGAAAAGUCUAACAGUAAGAGCUCACAUUCUCAUUUAGCUAAAAAUAUCAAAAUAUAAAUGAAAAUGUGGUAAAAAUACUUCAGAUUGCAUUCGCUAACUGUACAGAUUGCAAUCCUUACAAAACAUGUUAAUUGUAUUAUUAAUUAAUUACAUUCUUAAGACAUGGGUUGCAAUAGGAUUCAAAUAUUUUGAUAUUUACGGCAAUAGAAUUAUCUGUCCAUGGACGUUUAGUGUGUAUGGUUUACAAGGAGAUACCCUUUGAGCAGAUGAUUAAGAUUUCACAUGUUCACUUUCUAAGAAUACAAAUCAUAAAAGAUCUACAAGAUUUGAACAACAUAAGAGAUCUAAAUUGAGGAAUCUUUGUCUUUGGGAGCUAGAGCUAUGGAUAAGAUCAGCUUGAUGUCUAAUGGUGUACUGCUUGGUUUCCUUAAGUCUCACAUGAAACACAUUGCAGUGUUUGGGAGUCAUUAAAUCAGAAUAGUUUUUUUCACAAAUCCAUCCGUCCUGUGUUCCAAUAAAUCUUAAAAGAUUGUACCAUAUGUUCUGAGAAACAUAUAGAAUGUAAAUAAAAGACAGCCUAUUUAUUAAAUAUAUAGUGGGGGGGAAAUGCUGAUGC